UACAAAGAGCUCGCAGAGAAUGCUUCACAAGACAAGCUUCCUUCUCCUCCUAGUUGUAAUAGGUGCCUUGGCCACCUAUGAUGUGGAACCUGAGAAUGAGUCCAUGAGUCCCAGGAAAUCAAGGACUGCCACUCAAAAUCCAGCUGAUGUGGCACGAUGUUUAAAUGGUGCACUUGAGGUUGGAUGCGGAACAUUUGCCUGUCUGGAGAACUCUACCUGUGAUACUGAUGGAAUGUAUGGCAUUUGCAAUUCCUUUCUCCACAGUGCAGCCAAGUUUGAUACUCAGGGAAAACUGUUUGUAAAAGAGAGCUUAAAAUGCGUUGCCAAUGGUAUUAUAUCCAAAGCAUUCCUUACUAUUCGAAGAUGCUCCUUGUUCCAGAAGAUGAUUGCUGAAGUGCAGGAGGAAUGCUACAGUAGGCUCGACAUGUGCACUGUUGCAAAACACAACCCAGAAGCCAUUUCUGAUGUCCUUCAGAUGCCAGCCCUUUACUCCAACAGGUACUUCAGUAACCUCAUAAGUAAUAUACUGGAUUGUGGUGAUGUAACUGCAAAUGCCAUCAAGGAAGCUUUGCUUGAGAAAAUUGAUCCUAACACAGCUAAGCUACUCCUCUUGUUUCAAGCUACCCACCAUUCAUCACAGCAAGGCACUGGAAGACGAAGCUCUGAGUCUGAGAAACUCAAGAUUUACUUUGGAAACCGUGGAGAUGGAUCUCUUCUAUCAAACAUGAAACGGAUCUCAGAUGACACUAUGUAACCAGUUAAGAGAACACAUUAGGGUAUGCAAUAGUCUAAACUUCUCCCAUAUAAAUCAGGAUAACUUCAUUUUAAUUGUCAUAUAGUAAAUUAUUCUACAAGGUGGAGGUAUUUCAACUGUUAUAGUUAAUAUAUUGUAUGGGAUGUAACUGUACUUUUUUUGUCCCUUUUUAAACAUGAAUAAUUUGCCAAAGAAAAUGGAAGAAGGCUAACAGAGCAAAGCUGAUGUGUAUUCUAUCCCUACACAUUAGUGACUCAUUUUAA
This is a messenger RNA of Protopterus annectens (West African lungfish), 1017 nucleotides long. RefSeq names its product stanniocalcin 1 (gene STC1). Gene Ontology annotation, cellular component: extracellular region. Bases 20 to 754 code for a protein of 244 amino acids. The transcript has 4 exons. Gene Ontology annotation, biological process: intracellular calcium ion homeostasis. The record is from RefSeq and is a predicted model, not a curated record. Gene Ontology annotation, molecular function: hormone activity. Lineage: Eukaryota; Metazoa; Chordata; Ceratodontiformes; Protopteridae.